Molecule: messenger RNA, 742 nt
Organism: Hibiscus syriacus
Lineage: Eukaryota; Viridiplantae; Streptophyta; Magnoliopsida; Malvales; Malvaceae
Product: probable WRKY transcription factor 56
Exons: 3
Coding region: 50-709 (219 amino acids)
Biological process (GO): regulation of DNA-templated transcription
Molecular function (GO): DNA-binding transcription factor activity; sequence-specific DNA binding
Source: RefSeq, a predicted model, not a curated record
GUAUGAUUCUCCUCCUCCACAAGCCUCCUGCAGAGAGAUAGAGUAGAAAAUGUCAUCGAGCUCCCAGCAAGCCAUGCUAAACCAGUGCUUCUUCGAUGAAAAAGAGAUGCCUUGUGCUGUUUCUCAAGUGGAUUUCUUUACUUUUCCUCAAAACCUGUCUUCACCAUAUCCCCCUCCAUUUGCCUCACAUCAGCCUCUCAAACCCUUCGAUAUUGCACUGCCUGAUCUAACACAAACCCUAUUCUAUCCAAAGCAUAGAGUACAAGACCCUGCUUCUGAUUCUGGAGGACCCCAACUCCUUUCCUUGCACAGAUCUACUGCAAAUUUCUGGGCAUGGGGGAACGAGUGCUUGGGAGCCAAGAAAAUCGAUGUAGAAGAUCAUCUAGGCGUAAUGAAAAUGAAGAGGAUAAAAGGAAGAAGAAAGGUAAGGGAGCCUAGGUUUUGCUUCAAGACCAUGAGCGAUGUGGAUGUGCUCGAUGAUGGAUACAAGUGGAGAAAGUACGGCCAGAAAGUGGUAAAGAACACCCAGCAUCCCAGGAGCUACUAUCGUUGUACGCAAGAUAAUUGUAGGGUAAAGAAAAAAGUGGAGAGAUUGGCAGAGGAUCCAAGGAUGGUUAUUACAACCUACGAAGGGAGGCACGCUCAUUCGCCGUCUCCGGAUCUCCAUGACUCGCAUCGCCCAAACUCUCACAUUGACAGUUUAUUCUAGUACCUUAUGUUCAUAUGAUUUUAUACAUUAUUC